AUGACUUAUACAAUUGCUAUGGGAGGUUUUAUGUUUGGAUAUGAUACUGGAGUCAUAAGUAGUGCUAUGUUAUUACUUGAAAAGGAUUUUUUUAUGACAGCUCUUCAGAAAGGAUUUGUCGUUGGUGCUACAACAUUUGGUGCCUUUAUUGGUGGAAUUGGUUCAGGUUCAUUGUCAGAUUUCUCGGGGAGACGUAUUACUUUAAUAAUUUCAUCAAUAAUAUUUAUUGUUGGAGCAAUUAUUUUAGCUCUUGCUUCAAGUUAUGAAUUAUUAAUAAUUGGAAGAUUAAUAGUUGGAAUAGCAGUGGGUAUUACCUCACAAGGAGUACCAGUUUAUAUAAGCGAAAUUUCACCUAGAUUUCAUCGUGGUCAUUUAGUCACGAUGAAUGUAUUAAUGUGUACAGGGGGGCAAUUCUUUUCUUAUUUGAUUGCUACAUUCUUGGUAUUUCCAGGAGGUUUAUUCUUUGUUCCAGAGAGUCCACGUUAUCUAGUACUUAAAGAGAAAAAUGAACAAGCUAAAAAUGUAUUAUCUAAAAUUUAUCCUGACGUAAAUCAAAAUUUCUUGGAUGAAGAAAUUCAAGUAAUUAAUGAAUCAAUAGAAACUGAUUAUUCUGGAUCUUAUAAACAAUUAAUUAAACAUCCAAAUCUUAGACCACUUAUAAUUUGUUGUGGAUUACAAUUAUUUCAGCAACUCUCAGGAUUUGAUACUGCCAUGUAUUAUGGUGCCACUAUAAUGAAAAUGGCAGGAUUUAGUUCUAUUAGAGAUGCAAUAGUUUUCUCUAUUUUUGUUUCAUGUACAAAUUUCUUUAUGACAGUCGUAGCACUUUUUAUAAUUGAUAAAUUGGGAAGACGUAAAAUAUUACUUUAUACAAUUAUUGGCACAGUAAUUGGUUUAAUAAUUUUAGGUAUAGGAUUUAUGCUUAUCACUGGUCUUACUGUUAAACAAGAUCAAUGUGUAGAUUAUGGAAUCAAUUGUGGAUCAUGUGUAAUUGAUGAAAGAUGUGGCUUUAGUAUUGAUGAAGGAACUUGCGUUAGUAGAAAACAAAGUUUUACAUUAACAGAUCAAUUUUAUAAUAAAUGUCCCAAUUUGGAUUGGAAGGGAAGUACAUUUACUUUGGCUAGUUUAGUAUUCUUUGUUAUGGCAUAUGCAUUAGGUUUAGGGCAUACACCUUGGACUCUACAAAGUGAAUUAUUUCCUUUAAAUGUAAGAGGUAGAGCUACUGGAAUUGCAACAGCCACCAAUUGGAUGACUAAUUUAAUAGUUUCAAUAACUUUUUUGCCGUUAACUGAAAUGAUUACUAUUUCUGGAACAUUUUGGAUGUAUUCAGGGUUUAUGGUAAUUGGUUGGAUAUUUGUUUUCAACCUAGUACCUGAAACUUGUGGUAAAUCUUUAGAAGAAAUUCAAGGAAUGUUUUUAUAA
This is a messenger RNA of Diversispora eburnea, 1419 nucleotides long. The record is from the annotation of a GenBank genome assembly. Lineage: Eukaryota; Fungi; Glomeromycota; Glomeromycetes; Diversisporales; Diversisporaceae.